Molecule: messenger RNA, 3207 nt
Organism: Exophiala aquamarina CBS 119918
Lineage: Eukaryota; Fungi; Ascomycota; Eurotiomycetes; Chaetothyriales; Herpotrichiellaceae
Product: AMP deaminase
Exons: 2
Coding region: 1-3207 (1068 amino acids)
Biological process (GO): AMP metabolic process; IMP salvage
Cellular component (GO): cytosol
Molecular function (GO): AMP deaminase activity
Source: RefSeq, a predicted model, not a curated record
AUGGAUAGCCGCAGUACUGCACUACCUCAUGCCCAACACAGUCUCACAGGGGACUCGGAUGAGGAAGCGGACGUUUAUGUGUAUAAAUCGCGGGCUACGGGCCUGCAGGAUGAGCCACGACAGCAGCAGCGUGCCCUCCGCAAGGCUUCCGUGAAAGACCUUGAGGAGGACGAUGAUGAGCAAACAAAUACCCCGGGGACUGGUGAUACCAACUCAUCCGAAGAACUCGAGCCGGACGAUCAAGUCCCGCACCCAUUCUAUCACUACGCUGCUGAAAAGCGAGACUCUUACGCUGAUGCAAAGCUCAUUUAUCAACGCCAUCGAAUGGAUACCAAAACUGAGAAAGAUUUCGAAGGCUCCCAAUCACUGUCUAAGUCAUUCACUAUGCCUGUCUCGUUAGAUGGGGAUCUGACGCUGAAUCGUACCCCUAGCGUGGCAUCCAGGCAAUCCCGCCUGAGCCAAAGGGCGGGGGGUCCAAGUGGUGGCUUAAAAUUGAGCCAUUCUCGAGAGAAUUUUCCCAAUUUUCAGAGCAAAGGAGGGAGCCAGCAUGCAAGUGAUGCGGCAUUACUUGCUGAUGCCGCAGCUCGCAGCCACAAACAUCAUCCCGGCCUUCCGCAUGAGUUCAAAGACCCAUUGAUGGCCCAUGAAGGAGUCCAUGGAGCAGGGGCAGGCAUGGGUCUCGGAAAUGGCCCUGGUGGACUUGCGGCGAAUGAAGACAGUAUAGUCAGUGAAGUUCAGUCCAUCUGUGACAAGAUCAAGACAUUGCUGGACCUGAGACAGAAGUAUCUUAAGACCUCACUCCAGUGCAGGGGAGAUAAUCCCAAGGAUGACGAAGACUGGGAGAUAUAUCCACCUCCACCAAAUCCUGUUUGGAACGAACACAAAGCCCGGGAACCCACGGUGGACCUCAUACCUCCUAACAGUACCUCAAGCAGUCUCUACAUGGCCGACGCUAAAGGAAACGCAGCCAGCAAUACCAAUGAAUUGAGCAAAUGGUCAGCAAGUGCGAGUCAAGCUGGAUCGGAGAGGGGAGCUCCAUCAUCGCCCACGUUUAAAAAGGCUCGAAAGGCAGGGCACGCAAUUGGUGAAGAUUUCGACCUGAGUGAAUGUUUUAUUCCUGGCAAAGCUCGUCGGAAUUUGAAAUUUGCCAUGGAUGAGGGAAGUGUCUACCAGGUUUAUGACGAAAGUGACAAGCCGAUUGUCGAAGUACCGUCGCUGAGAGACUACUACAUGGCUCUAGACAUCAUCCUCGAGAUUGCGUCCGAUGGGCCUGCUAAGAGCUUUGCAUAUCGACGUCUUCAAUACCUGGAAGGUCGGUACAACCUUUACUCUUUGCUGAAUGAGUAUGAGGAAGUCGCAGAUACCAAGAAAGUUCCACAUCGCGACUUUUAUAAUGUGAGAAAGGUCGACACUCACGUGCAUCAUUCUGCUUGUAUGAACCAGAAGCAUCUUUUGAGAUUCAUCAAAAGCAAGAUGAAGAAAUGUCCCGAUGAAGUCGUACUUGACAGGGAUGGAAAAAAACUAACUCUGAAAGAGGUUUUUGAGAGCAUCGAACUCACAGCUUAUGACCUCAGUAUUGAUACGUUGGAUAUGCACGCUCAUACGGAUUCUUUCCAUCGGUUCGACAAGUUCAAUCUCAAGUACAACCCUGUAGGGCAAUCCAGACUGAGAGACAUUUUUCUAAAGACCGACAACUUCAUCAAAGGUCGGUACCUGGCGGAGAUCACUCGGGAAGUCAUCUCGGAUCUCGAGUCGAGCAAGUAUCAAAUGGUCGAGUGGCGGAUCAGCAUAUACGGACGUAACCUUGAGGAAUGGGACAAGCUUGCAGCCUGGGUGGUGGACAAUCGUCUCUUCUCACACAAUGUCCGUUGGCUCAUUCAGAUUCCAAGACUAUACGCCUUGUAUAAGUCGAUGAAAACCAUGGAGAAUUUUGAACAAUGCCUUUCCAACAUUUUCCAACCACUGUUUGAAGUCACGCAAGACCCAUCGACUCAUCCCAAACUCCACAUCUUUCUCCAGCGGGUGAUUGGGUUUGAUAGUGUGGACGAUGAGAGCAAGGUGGAAAGGCGGCUGUAUCGCAAGUUCCCAGCACCGAAGGAAUGGAACACGAAGCAAAACCCACCAUAUGGCUACUGGAUCUACUACCUCUUUGCGAACAUGACUUCCUUGAAUGCAUGGCGCAAACAGCGAGGAUUCAAUACAUUCCUUCUGCGGCCCCAUUGUGGAGAGGCGGGUGACACGGACCAUUUGGCUGCAGCACUUCUGUGUUGUCACAGCAUUAGUCACGGAAUCAUGCUUCGAAAAGUGCCUUUGCUCCAAUAUAUAUUUUAUCUGGAGCAGAUCGGGGUUGCCAUGUCUCCACUCAGCAACAACGCUCUUUUCUUGACGUAUGAUCGAAAUCCGUUCAUCAGUUACUUCAAGAAGGGGUUGAAUGUUUCACUCUCGACAGAUGAUCCUUUGCAGUUUGCCUUUACCAAGGAGCCAUUGAUUGAAGAAUAUUCGGUGGCAGCACAGAUCUAUAAGCUGAGUGCGGUCGACAUGUGUGAGUUGGCAAAACACUCAGUGGAUCAGUGCGGCUUUGAGCUUUCCUUGAAGCAGCGCUGGCUUGGGAAGUACUGCUACCUUCCGGGUGUGCUUGGGAACGACGUGGCGAAAUGUAACGUGCCGGACGUACGAGAAGCUUUUCGACAUGAAACGUUGAAGGCUGAGCACUCGUUCAUUGCCAGGUAUACAAAUGACUACAGUCAUUUCGACAGAUGCACUCCCAACUUGCCCGACCCCGCUGAUACGCUUACACCGAUUGAGGAGGUGUACAAAGGAUUGGAAUCUCCUCGACAAUACUAUGCAUCAGUUGCUGAUUCGAUUCAACCGGCUCAGUCAGCCAGACAGCAGCCUUCCAAGACAGGACAAUUGGCAGACCCUACGCCGGUUAAUCGAUCACCCACCAGGUCGCGAACGACAUCGAGCGCGUUUUACACUCCAGGAGCUCACACAGACGCGCACAUCUCUGGACAGGAGCCACGCGCGUUCCCCGGACUGCAUCAUCAGCGGGAGAGGAGACGCAGCCUUAGGGUCAGCUCUAGUCACUCGGACAUGGGAGGGUCGGAUGCAAAUGCAAUGAGCACAAGCUUGCACAUGGAACCAGGGUUGGCGAAGAUCAUGGUGAGGCAGGAUUCACAGCUGGCCCAGGUGGAGGACUCGGACUGA